AUGAACAAGAUCCGAUCAAUACAAGCCCUAAAUAAAAGGGAACUAGAAAAUGGAAUCCGUCCAGAAGCCUCCUGGCACGCCGACUACCGCGACACCGCCUUCAUCUACUUCGGCGGCCUCCCCAGCGAACUCUCCGAAGGUGACAUAAUAAUAAUAUUCUCGCAAUACGGCGAGCCCGUAUUCAUCAAGCUCGCGCGUGACAAGGAAACGGGCAAGUCGCGCGGCUUCGGCUGGCUCAAGUACCAAGACCAGCGCAGCACGGAACUGGCGGUGGAUAACCUCGGCGGGGCUAAGAUAUUAGGGCGCGUGAUGCACGUGGAUCACGCGCGGUAUAAGCCGAGGGAUGAUGAGGAUCCGGAGGAGGGAAAGGUGGAUUGGCGGUCGAUGUUGAGGAUGGAGGGGAAGAAUGCGGAGGAGAGUAGUGAGGGGGAAGGGGAGGAGGAGGAGGAUGGGGGGAGACCGAUGUUGGAGGAGGAGAGGGAGUUGGAGAAGUUGAUGAGGGAGCAUGAUGAGGAUGAUCCGAUGAAGGCUUUUUUGAUUGAGGAGAAGAAGAAGGAGAUAAAGGAGGCGAGGGAGCGGUAUGAGAAGAAGUCGAGGAGGGAUAAGGAUAGGCACAGACACCGGAAGCAUAGGUCUAGGAGAGAUGACGGCGACGAGGAUGAGGAAUCGCGCGCGAGGGAUAAGAGAGAGGACAGGAGGAGACGUGAUGGUAGCCCAGAUACCCGAGACUCGAGGAGGAGGGAUCGAGAGAGGCGGAGGAGCCCGGGAGAGGAAGGGUCUUGUAAAGAUCCCUACGCCGAGGAGCGUGAACGGAGAAGAAGAGAAAAGGAGAAGGAGAGGCGGCAGGACGACCAAGAGGGUGAUGCGGAGUCAAUAGAUCGGCGAAAGCGACGGAAAGAAAGGGAUGGCUCACUGGACCGCCGACGAGAGAGGGAUGAGAAACGGCAUCAUAGGGAGAGGAGGAGAAGCAGGAGUAGAUCACCCUAA
This is a messenger RNA of Scedosporium apiospermum, 987 nucleotides long. RefSeq lists its product as uncharacterized. The record is from RefSeq and is a predicted model, not a curated record. Gene Ontology annotation, cellular component: precatalytic spliceosome; U2 snRNP; catalytic step 2 spliceosome. The transcript has 2 exons. Gene Ontology annotation, biological process: mRNA splicing, via spliceosome. NCBI's taxonomy places the organism in Eukaryota, Fungi, Ascomycota, Sordariomycetes, Microascales, Microascaceae. Gene Ontology annotation, molecular function: RNA binding. Bases 1 to 987 code for a protein of 328 amino acids.